AUGACCCACGACGAGUUGUCAAAAAAUCAUCCCGGUGGAUUUGAUGACACGGAAAGUUUUGAAAAAGACGGCAGGAUGUACCGUGCUACAGACGACCCCAGCGACGGCUACAAUGCCUUGGAGCUUUAUAUAUCCAAGUUAAAUCCACACUGUUCAGCAUUCUUCCAGUUUCCGAAGCGAAAGUGGUCCCCAAGCGACAGUGUUUGGUACGAAAAUCGGCCACUCGGUGUAAAUAAGCUGGGUGUUAUGAUGAGAGAAAUUAGCGAGGAAGCCGAACUGUCGAGCAUCUACACAAACCAUUGUGUGAGAGCCACCGCGAUUACUCUUUGGUCCGAUGCAUGCCUUGAAAACCGCCACAUUAUGGCCGUUUCAGGUCACCGAAAUGAACAGUCGCUGAAGAGUUAUAACUCGCGUCCAUCCUCAACACAGCUUCGACAAAGCAGUGACAUUCUCACCAGAUCGCUCGUAUCCUCAAAUGCCAGCUUACAAAUUGAUUUUAAUGACCCACAGCCAGCUCAAGUGUUUUCCCAUGUAACAUCAACGUCUCAAAAUACCUCAAUGUACCACAGAUCCAGCUUUGACAACAUCUUUUCGUCUUGUUCGAUCGGCACUGUGAAUCUCACUGUAAAUCCACCUCGAGAAGUUGACAAAGACUAG
Molecule: messenger RNA, 657 nt
Organism: Paramuricea clavata
Lineage: Eukaryota; Metazoa; Cnidaria; Anthozoa; Malacalcyonacea; Plexauridae
Source: the annotation of a GenBank genome assembly